AGCAAUAGAGACACACACAGACACACACACAAAGACCGAGAGCAAUAGAGACAUACACACACACACAGAGGACAUAGACAGGAUUAAGGAAGAACACCAUCUGUCAGCCCAUCUCCAGGCCUCACAAAACAUCCCGUUGAAAUACAGUGGAGGAGGAUCAGUAUUCUACGCAUCAGCACUAGCAUGAGCCAACUAGUUCAACCCUGUAACCUCCCUUCCGAUAGCAAAGCAUUUUCCAAAGAAAAACUAAAAAACAAGCAGUUCUUAUUGGACAAGUUCAUGUAGUGCCUCCCUGUUUCACACUGUUUUCUCACAUUUUGUGCUUAAUGAACAUGACCCUAGCCUAUCUAAUAUUUAUCCACAGUGGAGUGGGUUUCAGGAAGGCUGGCUGUACAUGGUGUGUUUAAUGACUGGUAAACAAUUUAUCCGGCCUUAGCCCACCCCUAUCACAAGACUCCUGUCACUUGACUAUCCUCCCUGCUCACCUCACGGCACUCAUUAGGGAGUUCUGGACAACGCAGUUACUUCCUCUCUCAGUCUGUCUCUUAGUUACUCUUUUUCUUUCUUAGUCAUUCCCUGUCUGUCUGUCUGUCUCUUUAUUAUCUCAUGCAUAAAUUGAAUGCAAAAGCUUCUCAGCAAGAAAUACUCUUGUGUAAAAUGCAUAAUGUUAUAUUGUAGGUUUCACAUACAGUGCAUCCCCUCCACUCUUUUUACUGUGCCUUCUGUAUCCACAUCUGUGGGUGUAGACUUCAUUAUGGACAUGAUGUAUAACUUCCCUUGCUAUUUUUGAUUCAGUACAAUAUAAAUCACCACCACAUUUAGUUGUUUUCUUAAAGGAAGGACCUCUGUAAAUCCCCCUUUUAGACAGAUGUUGACUAAUUAUACUGGGAGCGUGUGUUAGCACACCACACGGUUACCAUCCAAAUUCAAUUAGGAGAGUUUUGGGUGGAGACCUUGACUCCCAAUGUGUCUGGUUGGUCAGAAAUAAAGAGGACCAGACAUGGGGAGGUAGAUUGAGGGAAUUUACAACUGACCAUUUGAGGACAAUACAACUGACAUCUGGUCACUUAUUGCGUUUAUCAGAGAGGGAAAUAUCACAGUAGGAAAAUACAUGUAGUUGACUGGGAGAGAAAGACUGAGAGUUGGAUGGAUUUGAUACAGACUUGGAAGGAAGGAAAGGGAAAUUCAAUUUGGGAGUAGAGCGAGGCUGAAGAUAUUAGGCAGGGGCGUUGACCAAAACAACAGAAGAGUUUGUAAUAUCUUCCAAAGUGCCAAAGGAUCAACUUCUAGGACUUCUGCGAUGUCUCAUCCACAACUGUUUCUUCUUUUCCUGUGCUGUCUUCCUCUGGCAGCACCUCUGUGUUGUUACACAUGUGUGUUUCCUGCCAUCUCUCCCAUGGACUGCCUCAAGUUCCCCCAGGAGUGUCCUGCUGGACAGCGCUGCCUAGCUAGCACUGCAGUGGGGACGCGAGGCUCCCUGCGUCUGGUCCUGUAUGAGAAGAGCUGUGCCAUUCCCUCCCAAUGUGGUCUGUCUGGGGAGAAACAUACUGCAGGCCUGAACUUCACCUACCACAACAACUGCUGUGACACUGACCUGUGCAACGGGGCUAUGGCCCAUGCUGCCCCCAUCUGGAGGGGAGGUGCACUGUGCAUCCUGCCUAUUCUUUCUCUCAUACAGGGCUGAUAUACUGAUUUAUUGCAUGUUAUAUGAAAAUGCACAAUCGUACAAUAACAUGCACAACCUAUAUAUGUCAUGGCGUGAAUCCCACUAACCAAAACAAUCUUAGUAUAGACAUACACAGUGUGACAAACUGACAGUGCCUCGUUUACAUGAGCUGCUUACAGACAAUAGACACACACACACACACACACACACACACACACACACACACACACACACACACA
Messenger RNA from Oncorhynchus tshawytscha (Chinook salmon), 1905 nucleotides. Its product is annotated as prostate stem cell antigen. The record is from RefSeq and is a predicted model, not a curated record. The coding region runs from base 1301 to 1684 and encodes 127 amino acids. Lineage: Eukaryota; Metazoa; Chordata; Actinopteri; Salmoniformes; Salmonidae. The transcript is spliced from 3 exons.